UGGGGUGGGGGUGAUGGGCAGUGGUUUCUUCCUUUAGCUUUAAGUUAAGCCUUAAAGGGGAUCGGCCAUUUAACCCUUUGUUUCCUACAGCUUCUCCCAGUCUUUCACCCUGAAGGGCUCGGCCAGCCAGGACGACUUCAAGUUCAAGGGGGAACCCAAGCUGUCAGGCCAGAUGAAGGCUGUGUCGGCCGAGUGCCUGGGACCCACGUUGGACAUCUCCACCAAAAACAUCACCAAUUCCUUGGUGUCCCUCAUGGAGAUCAAGGAAGACGGGAUCGGCUUUUCCAUCCGGGAUUCCUACUACAAGGAUAAGGUCUCCCGCACCAUCAGCCUGCCCACCCGUGGCAGCACCUUCCCUAGGCAGUCCCGUGGCUCGGACACCUCGCCUCUGACCCGGAGGAAAUCCUAUGACCAGGGGCAGCCUGCCAGGACUUCGGACGUUGGCUUCACGCCUCCCUCGUCCCCUCCCACCAGGCCGCGCAAUGACCGCAACGUCUUCUCCCGCCUCACCAGCAACCAGAGCCAGGGCUCCGCGCUGGACAAGUCUGACGACAGCGAUUCCUCUGUCUCGGAGGUGCUGAGGGCCUCAUUAACCCCGUGGGCGGUGCCAGGAGCGCCCGGACAGCCCCGCUGCAGUGCAUCUCCGUGGCGGAAGGACACUCCAAGCCCGUUCUCCGCGUGGACGCCACCAACGAGCUGCUCUUCUCCGGAUCCAAAGACCGGAGCUGCAAAAUGUGGAACCUGGUGACGGGCCAGGAUAUCGCCUCGCUAAAGGUCCACCCCAAUAAUGUGGUGUCCAUCAAGUACUGCAGCCACUCAGGGUUGGUCUUCACUG
Messenger RNA from Malaclemys terrapin pileata, 835 nucleotides. RefSeq names its product kinesin-like protein KIF21B. NCBI's taxonomy places the organism in Eukaryota, Metazoa, Chordata, Testudines, Emydidae. Bases 173 to 748 code for a protein of 191 amino acids. The record is from RefSeq and is a predicted model, not a curated record. The transcript has 7 exons.